ACAAGCAAAGAAAUUCAACUUACAAAAGGCCCAUAAAGUCCACCUACAUAUGUGUAUAAAUAUCCGAAGAAUCAUGUCCAAGAAAUCAUCCAAAAACUCACUGACCAAAAAGCCGUUGCUGAUAAAAAUGUCCCUUAAAUUUCUACUGCUACUCUUCUUCUUCCUCCUCCUCAACUUUGCCAUGAUUAGAAAUGCUGCUGCCAUGACAACUCUGCUAAGACCUGGAUUCUAUUCAGAAACGUGCCCGGAUGCCGAAUUUAUUGUCCGGGAUGUCAUCAAGAAGUCCAUGACUAGAGAAGCCCGAAACGCAGCCUCGGUCAUGCGCUUGCAAUUUCAUGAUUGUUUCGUAAACGGUUGUGAUGCUUCUGUAUUGCUGGAUGACACGCCAAACAUGCUUGGUGAGAAACUUGGAUUGUCAAAUAUAAAUUCACUGCGAUCAUUUGAAGUUCUUGAUGAAGCCAAGGAGGCCCUGGAAAUUGCUUGCCCUGGAGUUGUUUCUUGUGCUGAUAUUGUAGUCAUGGCUGCUAGAGAUGCUGUUGUUCUGAGUGGUGGACCAAACUGGGAUGUAAAAUUAGGCCGGCUAGACAGUUUAACAGCAAGCCAAAAAGAUUCAGACGAUAUAAUGCCAAGUCCCAGAGCAAAUGCAAGCUAUCUCAUUGAUCUCUUCAACAGAUUUAAUCUCUCAGUUAAAGAUUUAGUUGCCCUUUCUGGGUCUCAUUCCAUUGGCAAAGGGAGAUGCUUUUCUGUUAUGUUUCGUCUAUACAACCAAUCUGGGACAGGCCGGCCAGACCCUGCCAUUGAACCAAAAUACAGAGAAAAGUUAGACAAGCUUUGUCCACUUGGUGGAGAUGAAAAUGCAACUGUAGAUUUGGAUGCAACACCUGAAUUAUUCGAUAACCAGUAUUUCAAGGACUUGGUCAAUGGGAGAGGAUUUCUGAACUCGGAUGAAACGUUGUAUACAUUCCCCCAGACUAGAGGGUAUGUGAAGCUGUUCAGUGCUAACCAAAACGAGUUCUUCAAGGCUUUUGUCCAAGGGAUGAUAAAAAUGGGUGACUUGCAAUCUGGCCGCCCUGGAGAGAUACGAAAAAAUUGCAGGGUUGUUAACAGGAGGGCUGUGGACAUCUUACUAGAGUCUUGAAAAGGGGAGAAAAAAAAGAAGUGAACUUAGGCAUUUAUUGAAUAUCGUGUUUAUGGUGCAGAAAUUUGUUAUAAUCAGAUUAUUACUGUUGAUCUUGCAUUAAUAGUAAAUUUUGGAGGAUCAAAUGGGUUUUAAAUGAGAAUUUGAGUAAUGUAACUCUAGCUAAGUUGGCCAAUAUUCUCUACUACCUCCUGGGAGCUCCUGAAGUCUGUACUUUUACCUGCUGUAAAACAAAUUGCUACAUAGUAAAGAAUACUUGCUCUAAAUAUCCAGCUGGCCGGUUGAGGGCCCUAGCAAUCUAAGAUGAGUGAG
Coffea eugenioides is the source of this 1450-nucleotide messenger RNA. RefSeq names its product peroxidase 17. The record is from RefSeq and is a predicted model, not a curated record. Bases 50 to 1138 code for a protein of 362 amino acids. Gene Ontology annotation, molecular function: heme binding; peroxidase activity. Lineage: Eukaryota; Viridiplantae; Streptophyta; Magnoliopsida; Gentianales; Rubiaceae. The transcript is spliced from 3 exons. Gene Ontology annotation, biological process: response to oxidative stress; hydrogen peroxide catabolic process.